Messenger RNA from Seminavis robusta, 2658 nucleotides. The record is from the annotation of a GenBank genome assembly. NCBI's taxonomy places the organism in Eukaryota, Bacillariophyta, Bacillariophyceae, Naviculales, Naviculaceae.
AUGGGUUCUGCAAGCAGCAGCAAUGCCACUUCACAAUCCAAAGACCCCAACAUUGCCAAGGCGCACGAGAAUGUUCACUUACUGUUGUACAGGGCAAAAGCUGCUGCAAGGAGAGGAAGGCUUGAAGAAGCAGCAAAACUGCAGGAACAAGCAAAAGAAAUCAUUCAGCAUUUGCUGAUGGCAGGGGGAAGAGUUGGUAAAGAUAAAGGAGAUUUCCUAGAAGCAAUCAAACUGGAUGAACAAGCCAAAGAAGCAAUCGUUGAUCAUCUGAAAUUGGCAUUGGAAGCAGCGGCAGAGAGAGGAGACCAGGGAGAAGCCAAGAAACUGGAGGAACAAAUAAAAGCUGCAAAUAUUGAGCUUCUACUGUCGAGAGCAAAUGCAGCUGCAAUGAGAGGAGAUCUGGAAGAAGCAACCAACUGGGGGCAAAAAGUAAAACAAGAACUCAGCAAGGCCUGUCCGCAUUCCAAAAGGCUUUUGGAUUCUGCAACCGGUGAGGAUUUUUAUCUGAUCAUGGCACGGGCAAUGGCUGCUGAAAUGAAAGGAGACCACCGGGAAGCAACGAAACUUGUGGAAGAGGCAGAACAGGCUAAUGUUCCUCUGCUGAUGACAAGGGCAGCAGCUGCAGCAAGAAGAGGAGACGAGAAAGAAGCAAUGAAUCUGGAUCAACAGGCAAAAGCUAUAAUUGCUAAAAGAAACCAAGCGAAGCAAUACGCAACAGACGUGUGGCUCAAAGGCAACAGAUUGUUUGUUGGAAGAAGCAGCGCUUCUUUGAAGAAGAGUAAGGAGGAAAUCGAAAAGGAAGAAGAAGAACGAAAAAAGGAAUUGGAAGAGUGUAAUCGUAAACUUGAGGAAAAGCGUGCUGCCGAAAAGGUUGCGUGGGAAGCCAAGCCACUUGAAGAACGCAAAGCAAUUAUGCAAGAAAAGUGGGCCAAAAGCAAGGCCUAUCAUCAAAAACAGAUUGCCCAGCAUGACGCCAAUCCAGCCAAAGUCGAACGUUCCCGCAUGGUUUGGCAGGCAGUGGGAGCAGCGGACCUCGAACCCGCUCUCCAAAAUGGAGCGGUUGUGCUAUUGGAUGUCCACUGGCUCAUAGAAUAUGCCAAGUACUCCGAUGGUCCAAUGUUUCCCAUUUUGCCUCCUCGGCAAGAGCUAGAGAAGCUCCAUCCCGAGGCAUUUAUAUCAUUGGACAAGAUUCGCGAUUCCACCUCCACUGACUCUCUCAAUGGUAACCGGCAAGAUGCCCACAUUCAUAUUUAUGCCUUGAGCUACUCGUGGUUGCAUUCAGAUCAUCCAGACCCCAAAGGCGUUACCCUGCGAGCCGUGGCCAAUGCUUGUGAAAAUCGAUUCAAUAUUGUCAAUCACUUUCCGCCUCGAUGGGGACUGUUCUGGGACUAUGCCUGUUUGUAUCAGCACCCACAGCAAUCGGAGGGUGUCUAUCGCACGCCCGAAGAAGACCGCCUCUUUCAACAAGGACUGUAUGCCUUGCCGUUGCUGUAUUCCCAUCCGCAAACAAGCUGCCUGCGCCUCACCACCAGACCAACAGACUACCCAGAAGAUUACAAUCUACCUCAGGGAGCCAAUGUGGCCGAAUACAUGGAUCGCGGUUGGCCGUUUGUGGAAAGCUGUUGGAUGAGUGUGGCCAAGUCAAGCGGCAAAGUGCUGAAUCUUUUCCACGAUGAGCAUCAGCGUAAAGAAGCGACGAACGGUAAAAGUUUCAUGUUCAUGCCACCUCCAUUGACACCGGAAAAGAUGAAGGAUCGACUGCUGCAAAAGUCCUUCACCAAUGCCAAAAGUGACUAUCCUAGGGUCUCCGAUUUGUACAGUAGGAGCUUUGGUUUUAUUCUUGGCAGAUUGCGCAAACUUGAUUAUGCCGGAUUCAAGUGGGAUGCCCAAAUGGUGACUGAAGUCGCAGAUAUUAUUGGUAAAGGUUUCACUCCUCAAAUGGAGAUUCUCAACUUGAAUGGCAAUCAACUGGGAACAGAAGGGUGUAGCGCAUUGGCAGACGCCUUUUGCGGUCCCUUCACGCCGCAAGUGCUGAGACACGUAACUCUGAGUGGAGUCAAAUUGAACCUCGAGGCGUGCCAGGCAUUAUCCAGAGGAUUGGCAGCACUCUUUGCUCUGCGAAUUUUGGAGCUGCCUGAAACAGAUUUGGGCGAUGAGGGUGUACAAGCUAUGGCCCCCGUGCUUGUUCGGAUGCGCUUCUUGGACCUAUCCAAAUGCAAUCUCGGGGUGCCGGCAUGUCGAGCAUUGGCAGACGCUGCUGCACAAGAUUCGGUCCAAUGGACACAUUUGAGAUUGGAAAACAACAAGGCGAUUGGCAAUGAAGGCUUCUCCAUUCUGAGCCCAGCACUCCAAAAGGCGAACUUGACUUGCCUCAGCACCUUUUCUACGUCUUUGGACUUGGAUGGGUUGGACAAACUUGUGACAACCCUGAUUGAUCGUCACGACCAAACACCACCUAGACUGACGAGGGUAAAACUGGCGUGGAGCGAGUUUGAGAUCACCGACAAAUUGCACAACAUACUGUUGAAGCUUGUGAAAGCCAGCCCCAAUCUGUGCACUCUGGAACUGGGAAUGCCAAACCGCCUGGAGGGAUUUGCGGAGUUCAGGGAUGCGCUUCAGCAAAAUGCCCAAAACAAGGGUUUUCGACUGCUCAACUAA